Aspergillus tanneri is the source of this 1419-nucleotide messenger RNA. RefSeq names its product c-24(28) sterol reductase (gene erg4A). Gene Ontology annotation, molecular function: Delta24(24-1) sterol reductase activity. Gene Ontology annotation, cellular component: endoplasmic reticulum membrane. The record is from RefSeq and is a predicted model, not a curated record. The transcript is spliced from 5 exons. NCBI's taxonomy places the organism in Eukaryota, Fungi, Ascomycota, Eurotiomycetes, Eurotiales, Aspergillaceae. Bases 1 to 1419 code for a protein of 472 amino acids. Gene Ontology annotation, biological process: ergosterol biosynthetic process.
AUGUCGGGCGAUAUCUCUGCUGCCAAGGGCGAAAUGCCUCGCCAUCGUUUCCCGAAAUCGGACAAGACUUCCAACAAAACAAAUGAACAGACCGAAUUAGACCCCGGGUUUGAAUUUGGAGGGGCUCUCGGGGCGCUUGCCAUCAUGUUGGUGUUCCCAUUGCUCAUGUAUUACAUGUACAUUGGAGCCACCUUCUAUGAUGGCCGGGCCCCGAUGCCCGUGGAAGGUGAAGGUAUCGGGCCUUUUCUAUCCCACCUGGUCGAUCUCGCCUAUACACACGCUUUCCCGCAUCGGAAAGCAUGGGCUAUGUACUGGGUCUUUCUCAUUCUCGAAGGAAUCGGAUACCUGUACCUUCCAGGGGUAUAUGGGAAAGGAAAACGUCUGCCUCAUCUGAACGGGAAACAACUGGAUUACUACUGCUCCGCCGUGUCCUCCUGGUACAUGACGAUUGCAGCCGCAUUGACUCUUCACUUCACGGGUCUCUUCCGACUGGAUACGUUGAUCACGGAGUUUGGACCGCUCAUGUCAGUGGCUAUCUGUUCCGGAUAUCUGGUGUCAGUGGUUGCAUAUGUGUCAGCUCUCGCCCGCGGUGCAAGCCACCGCAUGACGGGAUCACAUAUCUAUGAUUUCUUCGUGGGUGCCGAGUUGAACCCUCGUCUGUUUCGGUGGCUGGACAUGAAGAUGUUCUUCGAAGUCCGCAUCCCCUGGUAUAUAUUGUUCCUGCUGUCCUUGGCAACGGCCCUCAAACAGUGGGAGGACUUUGGCUAUGUGUCCGGGGAAGUGGCGUUUAUCUUGAUGGCACACUUCCUCUACGGCAAUGCCUGCGCCAAGGGGGAGGAGCUAAUCAUCACCAGCUGGGAUAUGUUCCAUGAGAAAUGGGGCUUCAUGCUCAUUUUCUGGAACCUAGCGGGCGUUCCAAUGAGCUACUGUCACUGCACGCUGUAUCUGGCCUCCCAUCAUCCGUCCACAUACCGAUGGUCCCCGAUGGCUCUGUUGGCUCUUGUAGUCAUGUAUCUUUUCAUGUACUGGGUCUGGGAUACGUGCAACAGCCAGAAGAACUUCUUCCGGGCGCAGGAGCGAGGCGUUGUGGUCGAUCGCAAGACAUUCCCUCAACUUCCAUGGAAAUUUGUCAAGCAUCCCCAGACAAUUCGGACAGAGACCGGAGAUUCGAUCCUUUGCAGCGGCUGGUAUGGAAUGGCCCGCAAGGUCCAUUAUACAUGUGACUGGUUCUUUGCCAUGUCAUGGGGCUUAAUCACUGGGUUUAAUUCGCCAUUCCCUUGGUUCUAUGCCGUGUUUUUCUCGGUGAUGAUCAUCCACCGCGCUCGCCGGGAUAUCCAGCGUUGUCGGGAAAGGUACGGAGAGGCCUGGCUGGAGUACGAGCGGCGAGUUCCGUACCUAUUUAUUCCGUAUGUCAUUUAA